This is a messenger RNA of Empidonax traillii (willow flycatcher), 2535 nucleotides long. Its product is annotated as solute carrier family 22 member 15-like. Gene Ontology annotation, molecular function: transmembrane transporter activity. Gene Ontology annotation, cellular component: membrane. Lineage: Eukaryota; Metazoa; Chordata; Aves; Passeriformes; Tyrannidae. Bases 381 to 1814 code for a protein of 477 amino acids. Gene Ontology annotation, biological process: transmembrane transport. The record is from RefSeq and is a predicted model, not a curated record. The transcript is spliced from 12 exons.
ACUUCUAUGUGUAAAAAAUGUAAGUAUUCUCACCUAUGAAACUGUAAUGAAGUUUUUAAUAUCUUCCUUUCCUAUGACUGGCUAAUAACUGCAAGAACAAACUGAACAACUCCACAACAGGGAGGAGGGUGUCAAGAUGAGUCUUCCCUUGGAAGUGCACCAGCCUCUCUGGAGUGGUACUUGCUGUCCCGACAGCCUCCAUGGUUGCAUUUGGGGAUUUAGACACAGUAGGCUGACUGUGUUUUCUUUGGGAUGCUGGGUAAAGGGGAAUUGUUAAUUGUUAGUUUAAUGAAGAGCCUGCAAUAUUCCAUCAGGUCUCUUGGGGUUGUUCAGGGUCAGUGAUUGUGUUUUAUUUUAAGGUAUACGUGGCUUGCCAGUCGAUGCUUAUUGUGCUCGUGGGAGCUGUGCCCAAGUACCAUAUCGACCAGGAGGGAAUUCCAGCGAGCAGAGCUGAGCUUGCCAAGCACAUCCAUUUUGCCAGUAACUUCACGUCCAUCGUCACCGAGUGGUACCUCAUUGACCAAGAAACCUACAAAGUAAGCCUUGCAUCAUCCCUGUUUUUUGCUGGAUUGCUCAUUGGAAAUAUCACAUUUGGCCCUUUGUCAGAUAAACUGGGCAGGAAACCUGUGUAUAUCUCAGGUCUCUUUUUUGAUGUCAUUUUUGGGUAUGUCACAGCCUUAGCUCCGAAUUAUGACGUAUUUGCGGUUUCACGGUUUUUUGUUGGAAUUGUGAAUGGUGGAAUGGCUCUUGUGUCUUUUGUCCUAACACAAGAGUAUGUAGGAAAAUCAUUCUGGUCAUUUACAGCUUCCUCCCUGCAGGGCCAACCUCCUGAUGGACAAGACAAGACAGGCCAUUUCCUGCUGCUUGUUGCUCUGGGUUCAUUAACCAAUUUGACAUUUGCAGUUGGCAUUGCUGUUUAUGCUUUGCUGGGUUACUGCAUCAGAGAGUGGCGCUACCUCGCCUUCGUGUCAAACACUCCAGGAGUCUUCUUCCUCCUCCUCUCCUUCAUGCUCCCGGAAUCUCCACGGUGGCUCUACGCCCAAGGGAAAACAGCAGAAGCUGAAUAUGUGUUGCAAUAUAUUGCCCUUGGUAAUGGAAAAGAGAGAUUAAAUCUUAAAUUGAAACCCAGUGCAGGAACUCUGAGGAAGGCUGAGUCGUCAUCUGGAAUCCUGAACUUGGUGCAACAGCCGGUCCUUCGGUGGCGAACCAUCCUUCUGAUGUACAUCUGGUAUGUCUGCAGCUUUGUGUACUAUGGACUAACUUUAAAUGCUGGUGAAUUAAGAGGAAAUCUGUAUUUAAACGUGGCUCUUUCUGGUCUUGUAGAAGUUCCAGCAUUUCCUCUCUGCAUGUUUUUUAUUGAGAAAUCCUGGUCUGGAAGACGUAAAACUAUGACGUGUUUUCUGACAUUUGCAGGACUUGCCUGUGUGUUUUCCAUGUUUUUACCAACAAAUGCUGGUCUCCUCCUGGGUCCCACGAUGUUAGCUCUAUGUGGAAAAAUGAUGGUCAGUGCUGCUUUCAACAUCCUGUAUAUUUAUACAUCUGAGCUGUACCCAACAGUACUGAGAAAUGCUGGCUUGGGUGUCUGCUCCAUGUCUUGCAGAUUUGGGGGCAUUUUGGCUCCAUUUGUGCCAUCUAUGAAAUCUCUCAGUCCUUCUGUGCCGUUUGUGGUGUUCGGAAUCACUGGACUGUCUGCGGGAUUCCUGACUCUGCUUCUGCCAGAAACACUAAAUAAGCCAAUUGCUGAGAGCACUGAAGACCUCCAGAGUCCCAGAUACCAAGUGCUUAAAAAUGAAGAGGCAGAGCAAAGCAGUUAGAAGAAAACACUUGAGUUUGAGGCCUGUCUGGUGGAAAAUGAAGCCUCCAUUGAGAAGGUGCUGUAACAGCUGAAGGGCAAAGUGCUGCUCCCUGUGUGUGACAGCAAACACUCCAGGACUCAUGUAUAAUGCUGUUUGUAGCAUGUUGAACAGCUCUGUGUGGAGGCACAUGGAGAAGAUGGAAGGAGUUGAUCAAAGCUUGUGAGAAAAGAGCUGACAAAUCUGUGCCUUAAUUUAAUGACUUAACAAAAGCCCACUUCAGAGGUUUGGACUUCUCUACAGCUUCUUGAAGUGAAGUACUAAUUUAUUUUACAAGACGUAAUUGCUAGCUUCAGAUGAAGCUAUGAUGUUGUAAUUGAAGUGGUGUAUAAUUUAAAAUUUAGGUGGCCUCAUAUAUUCUGUCAAGCUGGGAACAUGAGAAGGAGAAGCAUCCUGUAUAUGCUAAUUUUCUCUACAGGUUUUUUGCCUCUAGACUGCAGUGUAUACCUCACAGUGUGAAGAGACCAAAGAUCUGUGUGGGUUGUUGGCCUUAUGUUUAAUGAUAAGAAAUCUGAGCAGGAGACCUGAAAGGAGAAUAAAUGGAUUCUGUUGUGGGAGAAAGCAAGUUUUUGUUGGAGAAGAUGCGUUAAAUGAAAUAUAAUACUGGAAUAUUGGAAAAAUUUUUGGGACUUGAAGAGUUGCAUUUAAAGGAGAGAAUGAGUAACCUUUUUGACAAAGGUUA